CUUAACAAAAUUUGUAGGUAGUCACAGCGUAUAAAAACCUUCCCACACUGAGGAACUUAUCUAUAACUAAUUUUCUUUCUUCGUUUUCAAAAUGUUGUGGAAAUCGUGUUUCCCGGGAAAGUGGAAGCAUAAACGGUGGAAAAACUCGAAACUGUACUCGACGAAAAUUCAAAUACAGCGAACCCAAAGCACCCACAUAGUCUCCACAAACAUUGCCAUAACUCGGCACGCAAAAAAUGGCCAGUUAGAUAUUGCUCGUAAUCUGUUCGAUCAAAUGUCAACUCGAACAGUUGUGUCGUGGAAUAUCAUGGUUUCUGGUUACUCAAAUUGGGAAAAAUAUGACGAGUCUCUUAAUUUAGUUUCAACAAUGCAUCGUAGCAAUUUCAAGCUCAAUGAAACAACUUUUUCUACUACUUUAAGUGUGUGCGCGCAGUUGAAGUCUUUAAUUGAUGGAAAACAGAUUCAUUGUCAUGUUUUGAAAUGUGGGUAUGAGAAGUUUGAGUUUGUGGGCAGUUCUUUGUUGUAUUUUUAUGCAAAAUGCUUGGAAAUAGAGGAAGCUAGGCGGGUUUUUCAAGAGUUGCAUGAUGAUAAUGAGUUGUUGUGGACUUUGAUGCUUGUGGGUUAUGUGCAAUGUAACUUGAUGAGUGACGCUUUGGACGUGUUUAUGAAUAUGAAAAGAAGGGAUGUGGUGGCGUGGACUAAGCUGAUUUCAGGUUAUGCGAAGAGUGAAGAUGAUUGUGAGAAGGCUUUGGAGUUGUUUUCGUGGAUGAGAGAGAGUGGUGAGGUUAUGCCAAAUGAAUAUACUUUUGAUACUGUUAUAAGGGUUUGUAGCAGACUUGGUGUUUUGUGUGAAGGCAGGGUUAUUCAUGGGAACUUGAUAAAGUAUGGUUUUGAAUUUGAUCACUCGAUUGGAUGUGCUCUGAUUGAAUUUUAUUGUGGUUUUGAUUUUGUUAAUGAUGCUAAGCGAGUUUAUGAUAGAAUGGUAAAUCCAUGUUUGAAAUCUUCAAAUUCACUUAUGAAUGGGCUUAUAUUGAUAGGUAGGAUUGAAGAAGCAGAACUGAUAUUUAACAGACUGACAGAAGCUAAUUCUGUUUCGUAUAAUUUGAUGAUUAAAGGUUAUGCAGCCAUGGGUCGAGUUUUAGAUUCAGAAAGAUUGUUUGAGAAAAUGCCUCACAGAACAAUAAUAUCUACGAAUACUAUGAUUAGUGUGUAUUCAAGGAAUGCUGAAAUUAAGAAAGCUGUGGAACUUUUUGAAGAAACAAAAGGGGAAAGGAAUCCAGUGACUUGGAAUUCUAUGAUGUCCUGUUACAUUCAAAACGAUCUGCAUGAGGAAGCUUUGCAACUUUAUUUGACAAUGUGCAGAUUAGGAAUAGACCGUACUAGAUCGACAUUCUCUGUUCUGUUUCAUGCAUGCUCAUGCCUUGGAUCUCUGCAGCAAGGAAAAUUACUCCAUGCACACUUGGUUAAAACACCAUUUGAGUCCAAUGUUUAUGUGGGAACAUCCCUCAUUGACAUGUAUUCCAAAUGUGGGAGCCUCACAGAAGCUCAAGCAUCAUUUAGCAGCAUCUCUGCACCCAAUGUGGCAGCUUGGACUGCUCUUAUUAAUGGAUAUGCACAUCAUGGGCUUGGCUCUGAGGCAGUGUUACUCUUUGAGCGCAUGCUAGAGCAAGGAGUGGUACCAAACACUGCUACUUUUGUUGCCGUGCUGUCUGCUUGUGGUCGUGCUGGUCUAGUCAGUGAAGGGAUGGCGAUGUUCCACUCAAUGGAAAGAUGUCACAGAGUAAUCCCUACAUUAGAACAUUAUGCAUGCAUGGUCGAUCUUCUUGGUCGGGCAGGCCAUCUACAAGAAGCUGAGAAAUUCAUCAAAGAGAUGCCAAUUGAAGCAGAUUGGGUUGUCUGGGGAGCUUUGCUUAGUGCUUGUUGGUUCUGGAUGAACCUGGAAGUGGGUGAGAGGGUGGCUGAGAAGCUGUUCAGCUUGGAUUCCAAGCCAAUAUCUGCUCUUGUUAUUCUGUCCAACAUAUAUGCCAUAUUGGGGAAGUGGGGAGAAAAGAUGCUCCUGAGAGAAAGAUUGAAAGGCUCAGAAGUGAAAAAGGAUCCUGGAUGUAGUUGGAUAGAGCUGAGUAGCCGAGUUUAUGUGUUUUCUGUUGAAUACAGAAAUUAUCCAAAUUGUGAUUUGAUAUAUGCUACUUUGGAGCAUCUAAAUACAAAUCUUAACUCGAUUGUCCAAAAUCUUAAUUCCAUUGUCCAAUUUGAUUGAUAUUCGAUGUCAAUACAAAGUCUAGUUAUUUUA
Molecule: messenger RNA, 2290 nt
Organism: Mangifera indica (mango)
Lineage: Eukaryota; Viridiplantae; Streptophyta; Magnoliopsida; Sapindales; Anacardiaceae
Product: pentatricopeptide repeat-containing protein At2g13600-like
Exons: 1
Coding region: 92-2257 (721 amino acids)
Biological process (GO): RNA modification
Molecular function (GO): protein binding; RNA binding
Source: RefSeq, a predicted model, not a curated record